This is a messenger RNA of Myxozyma melibiosi, 985 nucleotides long. Its product is annotated as RNA cap guanine-N2 methyltransferase-domain-containing protein. The record is from RefSeq and is a predicted model, not a curated record. Gene Ontology annotation, molecular function: RNA cap trimethylguanosine synthase activity. The coding region runs from base 71 to 955 and encodes 294 amino acids. Gene Ontology annotation, cellular component: nucleus. Gene Ontology annotation, biological process: 7-methylguanosine RNA capping; 7-methylguanosine cap hypermethylation. NCBI's taxonomy places the organism in Eukaryota, Fungi, Ascomycota, Lipomycetes, Lipomycetales, Lipomycetaceae. The transcript is spliced from 5 exons.
GCCCUAAACCCUACAAACCCUACUACCUCAUCUCGUCUUCACAAUUUUCUGAUAUUCGAUCAGACAAGUGAUGGUGUUUGAAAUAUGCGAUGCGACCCGCGACGAUGACGGUGAAGACAUCGCGGACGAGCUUCUGAUCGAGGAGGACUCGAUUCCAAAAUACCUGUGGAAGUACUGGCGGAAGAGGAACCAGAUCUUUUCGAAAUUCAAUGAAGGCGUUUGGAUCAAUGAGCAAGGAUGGUACAGCGUCACUCCCGAGGACGUCGCAAUAAACAUAGCAACCCACGUAACAAAGCACACGCCCGCCUCACCCCUCACAAUCCUCGACGGCUUCGCCGGCACCGGCGCGAACGCGAUCCACUUCGCCAGGCAAGCUAGCGUCCGGCGCGUGAUUGCGAUCGAGAAGGACGCGACGACGCUGCGGUGCGCGAUGCACAACGCGAAACUGUACGGGGUCGCGGAGAAGAUCGAGUUUGUGCUGGGGGAUUACUUUGAUUUUGUGGAGCAUUUCGCGGGGAAGAGUGAGAGGUGGAGAGUGGAGAAUCGGGUUGAUGUCGUGUUUUUGUCGCCGCCGUGGGGGGGGCCGGGGUAUCGCUACGACGAGGUUCUUGAUCUUGAGAAGAUGCAGCCUUAUUCAGUAAGCGAAAUCCUCAACGCAGCAUACAAACUAACCACCAACAUCGCGCUCUACAUCCCACGCACAUCAGACAUAAUCCAACUCCGCAACAUCGUCGAAUACCAAUACACGCAGUCAUCUUUCCACUCCCGCUCUUCCUCUGACGACGACGACGACGACGACGACGACGACAGCAGCAGCAAAGGAUUCUCGGAGCAAGAAAAGAUAUUAUUGUCGUAUCUGCAUGAGGAUGGGCAUUGUGUUGCUAUAUGCGCGUAUUUAGGCGCUCUUGCGGUGCCGGCGAUGAAAGAUUAUGGCGUGGUCCUGAUUGAAGACUGAUUAUAUAAAGUAAUAUUAUAAAGCAACUAA